AUGUCGCGACCGGCUCGUUUGCCUGAGAAAAACCAGGGCGUCACUUCGCUGAAAAUUCAGGGCUUCGAUCCAGAAAGGGGAUCUCCGGCAACAAAACCGGAUUCUACCACGAAUUUGUGUCCGGAUUCCAUGGACCACGAAUUCUCGCAGUGGCAACCUUCACCGAACCAAACGUUCACAAGUCUCUGCCCACCUGAGUUCCACCCUCAUUCUUCCAAGCUGCAGGCAGCCCCGGGCGUGGUGCGAAAGACGGCGAGAUGGAACCAGCUGGAGCACAAAGCGUUCAUUGACACUUGCGAACUUGUCAUAGCUGAGGGUCACCGACGAGGCAAAUGCUUCUCCUCGAAAGGAUGGCAACGAAUAUCAGACAUGUUCAACUCGUCGACGGGGAAGGACUGGACGACAACGCAGAUGAAGAACUACUGGAAUAAACUGCGAACGGAUCACAAACUUAUGUUUGAGUUGUUGCGAUGCACUGAAAUUGAGUACCGCUCGGGUACGGGAAGAAUUCACACCGCUGACCAUUGGUGGGAAGCAAAAAUUAAGGAGAACCCAAAGUAUGCGAAGUACAGGAACUUCAACUGCAGCGAGAUUUAUGACACGUACGGUAGAUUGUUCGGGGACACUGGAGACUCGACCAAGUAUGCGUUGUCCCCGACGAAGUUGUCGCACCGUGGUUUUGAUUUGGGCACAGAUAGCGACAGAGAGUAUGGAGGUGACAAGUUGCCCAUAAACGCGGAAGCCACAGAUUCAAGUGGCAGCCCAGUCGAAGGUCGAACAAACUCCUCCAUGAAUAUAUCAGCACACCACAGUGGCGAUAAAAGAAAAACCAAGCACAGGAAGGGAAAAGCAAAGAAGAAAAUGUUUGGCGCACGAGAAGUUUCGGCUUCCCUUGAACAGAUGGUUAGUGUUGGAACGGAUCUUGCGUCAAUUGCCCGCUCGUAUCGUAAGGGAGGAAUGACAAUCGAGUCAUGCGUUGACGAACUUCUGUCGUCUGGCCAUGUUCAGGAAGGUGAUCGGCUCCACCUCUUUGCCUUAUGGUUCCUCCGGGACAAAGACAAUUGGAACUCGUACUGUGCUGCGAAGACACCUCACUUGAGAUUUAAAUUCAUCGAGUAUUGUUUCGAGCGAGACAAUAUGUCCAUUAAUCGUAAGGAUUGA
Molecule: messenger RNA, 1161 nt
Organism: Fraxinus pennsylvanica
Lineage: Eukaryota; Viridiplantae; Streptophyta; Magnoliopsida; Lamiales; Oleaceae
Source: the annotation of a GenBank genome assembly